Rana temporaria (common frog) is the source of this 1319-nucleotide messenger RNA. RefSeq names its product calcium/calmodulin dependent protein kinase II inhibitor 2 (gene CAMK2N2). Bases 397 to 636 code for a protein of 79 amino acids. The transcript has 2 exons. The record is from RefSeq and is a predicted model, not a curated record. Gene Ontology annotation, molecular function: protein kinase binding; calcium-dependent protein kinase inhibitor activity. Gene Ontology annotation, biological process: negative regulation of protein kinase activity. NCBI's taxonomy places the organism in Eukaryota, Metazoa, Chordata, Amphibia, Anura, Ranidae.
GUCCCCGGACCCCAGCCUAGGAUAUACUCCUCCCCAGGAUUCCGCCCGCCCGGUCCUCUUCUCUGGGGUUUGUUUCUGUGAAGUUGAUUCCUUGUUUGCUGCAGUGUCAUUGUUAUUCCGCACUCGCUUCCUGAUGUCACACACCCCCCUCCCAUGACGUCACCUGGACAUUGCUUCCCUUUAUGAUGUAGAAUCUCUUAGAGACUCCUCAGACGUCUACAGAAGGAGCUGGGGAAGCGCAGAUAACGCCGAUCGCAUCGAAGCCAGACCUGUCUCUCCAUUUUCCAUCUCUAUCAUCUUCUCCAGGAUCCCAGGCAGCCGUCUACAUCAGGAUCCCCCAGCAGAGACCUACAUCCACAUCUCCGUGCUGCGAGACUUGGAGCUGGUACUGUCACCAUGUCUGAGAUUCUCCCCUACAGUGAGGAUAAGAUGGGGCACUAUGGCUCAGACACCGAGGUGGGGCAGAUCUCCUUCAGCUGCCGUCUUCAGGACACCAGCACCUUUUAUGGGGGCAACCAGCAGAAAAGACCCCCAAAACUGGGACAGAUCGGAAGAGCAAAGAGAGUUGUUAUUGAAGAUGACAGAAUAGACGAGGUGCUGAAGGGGGUGUCGGACAAGUCUCCCUCCGGAGUAUAAGGUGUGGAAGUGGUUGCUCUCCAGCGCUCACUCUCCUCCCUGAUUUGUAAGCACUUUUGGCUGUGCAUGUUUGUGGACAUGGAGAAGAAGGAAAGGCUUUGAGGCUGCUGGCAAAUCUCCACCCUCCACCUUGAUCCAGACCCUCUGCAGGUCUCCUGAUGGUGCCAUCUGGCUCCCCACUCCACUCAGUCCUCGCCAAUGACCUCCAAUGUGGAGAUAUCCAUUUCAGCACCUUCCUAUUUCCCUUGUCACUGUCCCUCACCCUGGGCUCUGGGGGCAGUGAUGAGUCUCAACUCAUGUCAAAGCCAACCCUACAGUGCACUGGCUGCUGUUGUCCUUAGUACCUGCCUGUGUGCCAAGAAGGUGCUUGUUGACUGGAGCACCAUGGAGUUUGUGCCUAUCAACUCCAAUCCUUGCCAGGUGCUGCCUCCUCCUCCUGCCUCACAGUGUACACCCCAGGGGCUGUAGGUUGUUAGAAAUGCACUUUAUUCUGACAAUAUGUGUCUCUAGUGAAGUAAUAAUCUUUAGCUGUGUGUGUAUUUGUGGACCCACAGGGAACCCACCUGCGCAGCUGUGUUUAUAUAUCUAUAUAUAUAUUCAUGUAUGUCAUGUGUAUAUAUAGGUAUAUAUAGGUUGAAUUGUGAUUAUUAAUACCAUAUCCCCUCCAGUUCAUUAAUAAACCA